This is a messenger RNA of Musca domestica (house fly), 2156 nucleotides long. RefSeq lists its product as uncharacterized. The record is from RefSeq and is a predicted model, not a curated record. Gene Ontology annotation, molecular function: metallopeptidase activity. The transcript is spliced from 2 exons. The coding region runs from base 379 to 2124 and encodes 581 amino acids. NCBI's taxonomy places the organism in Eukaryota, Metazoa, Arthropoda, Insecta, Diptera, Muscidae.
UUUUGAAAAUUUCCAAAUUCGUUCCAAAUGGUGGAGGGUAUUUAAAAUUCGGCCUGGUCGAACUUCCUGCUUUUUAACCUGUCCUAUUUGUCCUAUAUCGGGACAUAUUUCAAGUCUGCUGUUGUGCUCUCAUUGAUGUGUUGUGCCAGUGCUGUACUGUGAUUCCUUUUCUUGAUAUCUGCUUCACUGUUCGCUUAAUCGGACGCGCUUUUUUGUGAACUGCAUUUCGACAAAACAAAAGUUGCCAACACUGAUCCGUGUAAUCAGUUGAAUUAAGUUUGAACAAUUUAUAACGAAGUUGCGGAAUCAUUUUUUUUAUCAAUUUUUAGUUUCGAUUGUCAUCUGAAAACGGAAGGUAGCACCAGGGAUAUAGUAGCCAUGAAUGCCAAGGACCUGAAUGAAAAUCAACGACGAAUUUUAAUGGAUUUUCUCAGUCCAAACUUUAGACUCUACGUCGAUUUUCAUUACUACGCCAGCAUGAGGUGGUCCGAAAAUCAUGAAGAAAAUCUUGAUAACUAUAAAAAUGUUGCGGAAAUGUUGAACUAUGAGGCAAACAUGGAAAUAAGGGAAUAUUUGGAAAACGCAUCACCUGAAACGAUGCCUAGAUUUGUGAGACUCUUUGCGGAUUUCUAUGAAUCUUGUGGUGAAGAUCAGGAAUUUUUGGCCCGCAAAUACAUGCAACAAAUGGAGAAGCAGGAGAAUAUGAAAUGGGCCUUACUGACACCCAACGAUAGGUUGGAAGAGAUUGGCUUCGAUUGGCCUACAAUUUUGGCUAGAUUUCGUAAAUAUGGUCUCAAUGAUGUCCUCAUUAAAUCCGAGUUUAGCUAUCAAAAUGCCAAUAAGCGGAGGAUUUAUUUAAAAAAGCCCUUCGAUGAUAUAUUUAAUGCCCUAAAUGCCUAUAGUCUGGAUGAUUACAAUAAUAAAAUACCCCUACCCCAGGGUACCACAGGUUUUAUGGUAUUAUGGGAGAGUAUUGAUAAAUUUGAGGACAAAAUAAAUGACAUCGAUGUUGAGCAGCAGAUGGAGGUGUUUGAAUACAAUAAUCUACCAUAUCCAUGGUUGAAAAAAUAUCUAAGUUUCCUAAUGGAAUCUGAAAACCUCACCACUUCGAAUAUUGAGUUUGUCAUCGAUGAUACUGCCUAUGUGGAGGCUUUAGAUAAUAUCCUGUCCGAGUUGGAUGGCGUAUUUCUAUCCCGCUAUUUGGAAGUAAGAUUUAUAUACCAUUUAGAAAUGCUCCACAAGACAUCGACACCCAAUGAAUGUAUGACCACAGCCAAAAGUCUAAUGCCCUUUGCCCAUGAAUGGAUCUAUGCCGAAUUACACCCUGAGUUAUUAGCUGAAAUAUCCAGAAUUCAUGAAAUGUUUGAAAAAAUAAUUCAACAUCUGGAGAAAUACAUGCGCAUGGAUAAGUUUGAUCUGAUACCCCAAGAAUUCUAUGUGAAAUUGAAAAACCUCCAGCUAAAGGUGGGUAAUUUGCCACAAGAAAAUGCCAAGGAUCUGUUGGAAAACUACUAUACCGAUUUAGAAUUCGAUCCGAAAAAUUAUUAUGGCAAUUAUUUGAAAUUAUUGCAAUUCUUCUUCGAACUGGAAAAGACCUGCCAAAGCUAUGAGGCCAUAGACUUACAGGUAAAUAAGGAGUUCUUCAUUAAGAAUCCAGUCCAUGAAUAUGACAAGGAAAUUCACACGCAGCAUUAUCCUGGUGUGAACGUUUUAAUUGUGCCUUUAAUGCUCUUGAGGCCACCCAUCUACCAUGGGGCCUUUGAGGAGAUUAUCAAGUGUAGUUCGUUGGGCACCAUCAUGGCCAGUGAUGCGUUUAAAUCUCUUGGCACGCUGCCAGGUUACAAUGAACAUGAAACAGAAAAUUUCGCCGGAGUUAUAGGUCUGCAUGCAUCAUACGAAAUUUUCUUCUCAUCUUUAACGUCCGAAGAGAUCAGCCGAUAUCAAACAGUGUUCGGUUUAAGCUCAUUGCAAGACGUCAAAAAAAUGUUCUUUUUGAAUGCGCUUCACUACAAAUCCGGAUGGUUGUCGAGCAAUGGUAGCUAUGUUGCAUUUGUUGUCAGUCAUCUGUCGGAAUUUGCGGAAACUUUUGAUUGUAAAAUGGAUAGAUUUUUAAAAAUGUUUUGAAAAAAGUUUUGAGAAAAAAAAUUAAAUUUUUG